Molecule: messenger RNA, 1314 nt
Organism: Meleagris gallopavo (turkey)
Lineage: Eukaryota; Metazoa; Chordata; Aves; Galliformes; Phasianidae
Source: RefSeq, a predicted model, not a curated record
AUGAAUGCACUUUGGCAAGAUCGCACCCAAGAUGUUAUCAAAUUUUGGCUUGGCAAAGGAGUCGAUGGAUUUAGUUUUGUUGCUGUUAAAUUUCUUCUAGAAGCCACACAUCUACGAGAUGAGCCACAAGUGAACAAGUCUCAGAAUCCUGAGAGCAUCACAGCCUAUUCCGAGCUCUACCACGACUACACAACCACGCAAGUUGGUAUGCAUGAUAUCAUCCGUAGCUUCCGCCAAACCAUGGAUCAAUACAGCAGUGAGCCUGGCCGAUACAGAUUUAUGGGUUCUGACAGUGAUGAAAACGAAGACAUAGAGGGAACAGUGAUGUAUUAUGGAACAACUUUUGUCCAAGAAGCAGACUUCCCAUUCAAUUUCCACCUAAUUAACAUGAAAAAUCUAUCUGGCACCAGUGUUUCUGAAGCUGUCAACGUGUGGAUGAAAAACAUGCCUGAAGGAAAAUGGGCAAACUGGAUGGUCGGAAGCCCGAACACUGCUCGGAUUUCAUCUCGGUUUGGGAAUGAGUAUGUCAAAGUUAUAAACAUGCUGCUGCUAACCCUCCCUGGUACUCCUAUAACUUACUAUGGUGAAGAAAUAGGCAUGGAGAACGCUGUAUCAGCAAAUGUGACCUUCCCAGCGAAAUCCCCUAUGCAGUGGAAUGGCAACGAUAAUGCUGGUUUUACUGAAGGCAACAGUAGCUGGGUACCUGUCAACUCUGACUACCAAAGUGUCAAUGCUGAAGUUCAGAUGAUCCAGUCCAACUCAACCCUGAAUUUGUACAGAGAACUAACUCUACUUCGCAACAGUGAGCUACCCAUACAUCGGGGGUGGAUGUGCUCCAUCUGGAAUGACAGUGAUGUUUUUGUGUACGUGAGGGAAUUGGAUGGGUUAGACAGUGUCUUUAUGAUGGUUCUCAAUUUUGGACAAGAAUCGACAAUAGAUCUGAAAACUAUAGUUCCAAGCCUCCCAUCUCAAGCUGUGAUAAGACUAAGUACUAAUUUUAGCAAUACUGGUAAAGCUGUUGAUACCAAAAUAAUUAAAACUGAAGCAGGAGAAGGUCUGGUCCUUGAAUAUAAAACAGAAAAGCCUGUUCAUAAUAUGGCAGCUUUUCGAGAAAACUGUUUUGUGUCUGAAAAAGCUUGUUAUUCCAGUGCCUUCAAUUUACUCUACAUGAACUGCUAAAUGCAAGAGUAACUUUCAUGUUAACUUAGAAAAUGCUUGGUUUAGAGAAAUGCUAAUUCUUUUUGGCUUUUCAGGCUUGCUUUCUGUACACAACAAACAGCUUGAAAAAUAAAAUUAAUACCAAAUUGUCUUGUA